AAGAAAAACCGUCACAAGAGCGCGUGCUUAGUCGAAACUCUCCGCUUGCGCUCCGAGACUGCUGCGUGCGGCUCGAACGUCUCCAACACCACGAGGUUCUCGCCGGCAACGACACUACCCGAGUCACAACACAUACUGACACGGAUUCUAAAAUAAUAAAAACAGUGCGAACGAUCUUCGAAUGUAAUAAAGAAGAUAAGAAAACAUACCCCUGCGAAACAUGCGGAAUACAUUUUACACAAAAAGUGUAUUCGAUUAUACAUAAACGAAUUCACACUGCCGAAAGGCUUUAUUCGUGUAACUUAUGUGAAAAACGUUUUAAAACUUCUGGUUGUUUGAAAAUUCAUGAACGUAUUCACACUGGUGUAAAGCCAUAUUCGAGCGAACCAUGUAACAAGCAGUUUCAGGAUGUGCGACUAUUAAAGAAAUAUAAAAAAGUUUAUACAGGUGAAAAACCAUAUAUGUGCGAAAUAUGUAAAAACCAGUUUUCGAACAUAAUGUUUUUAAAUAUACACAAAGUUACCCACACGGGUAUUACGUGUGAAAUUUGUAAGGAACAUUUUAGGCAAUGGGAAAAAUUUCGAAUUCAUAAGCGAACUCACACAGGCGGGACGAUAUAUAGGUGCGCGCUGUGUAAUAUGAAGUUUGCAAGUGUCUGGAAAUUCAAUGCGCACAAACGAACACAUAUAAACGAGAGGCCAUACGCAUGUGGAAUAUGUGGAAAGCGGUAUACACGAGCUUCUCAUUUAACGAGACAUAAUCGGUAUCACACUGGUGAAAAACCGUUCUCCUGCCAGAUGUGUGAUAAGAAAUAUUCAGAACAAGAUUCUUUGAGCAAACACAUACUAAGCCAUACUGGAAUGAAACCUUAUUCUUGCGAAAUCUGCAAAAAACGGUUCGUGCAUAAAGGCCAUUUGAACAGACACAUACUAAGCCAUAAUGGAGCGAAGCCUUAUUCUUGCGAAAUCUGCAAUAAACGGUUCGCGCAAAAGAGCAAUUUGAACACACACAUACUAAGCCAUACUGGAGCGAAGCCUUAUUCUUGCGAAAUCUGCAAUAAACGGUUCGCGCUAAAGGGCAAUUUAAACACACACAUACGAAGCCAUACUGGAGCGAAGCCUUAUUCUUGCGAAAUCUGCAAAAAACGGUUCUCGCAAAAUUGCAGUUUGAGCAGACACAUACUAAGCCAUACUGGAGCGAAGCCUUAUUCUUGCGAAAUCUGCAAAAUGCGGUUCACGCAUAAGGGCAAUUUGAACUCACACAUACGAAGCCAUACUGGAGCGAAGCCUUAUUUUUGCGAAAUCUGCAAAAAACGGUUCGCGCUAAAGGGCAAUUUAAACAUACACAUACGAAGCCAUACUGGAGCGAAGCCUUAUUCUUGCGAAAUCUGCAAAAAACGUUUCUCGACAAAUUGCAGUUUGAGCAGACACAUACUAAGCCAUACUGGAGCGAAGCCUUAUUCUUGCGAAAUCUGCAAAAAACGUUUCGCGCACAAGAGCAGUUUGAACACACACAUACGAAACCAUACUGGAGCAAAGCCUUAUUCUUGCGAAAUCUGCAAAAAACGGUUCGCGCAAAAGAGCAAUUUGAACAGACACAUACUAAGCCAUACUGGAGCGAAGCCUUAUUCUUGCGAAAUCUGUAAAAAACGGUUCUCGCAAAAGAGCAGUUUGAACACACACAUACGAAACCAUACUGGAGCGAAGCCUUAUUCUUGGUUAAGAUCAGAUAUUUUAAGAAUUUAAAAAACCAUAAUAUGCGAUGUACCUUAAAUGAACUUUUAGCACUCGACAUGUUCGUUCAAAUGUACUCUACAUUUAA
Molecule: messenger RNA, 1821 nt
Organism: Cydia fagiglandana
Lineage: Eukaryota; Metazoa; Arthropoda; Insecta; Lepidoptera; Tortricidae
Product: gastrula zinc finger protein XlCGF52.1-like
Exons: 1
Coding region: 462-1745 (427 amino acids)
Biological process (GO): regulation of transcription by RNA polymerase II
Cellular component (GO): nucleus
Molecular function (GO): RNA polymerase II transcription regulatory region sequence-specific DNA binding; DNA-binding transcription factor activity, RNA polymerase II-specific
Source: RefSeq, a predicted model, not a curated record